This is a messenger RNA of Lactuca virosa, 2131 nucleotides long. The record is from the annotation of a GenBank genome assembly. Lineage: Eukaryota; Viridiplantae; Streptophyta; Magnoliopsida; Asterales; Asteraceae.
AUGCCAUUGUCCAAUGGCUACAAACCACCUCCGCCGCCACCACCGUUAUUACCACCAUCAUCACCGGAAAUUGAAGCAAAGAACGGGGAGAAGUGGGAUUCAUCAAAGUUGAGUUCUCGGAAGCAGGUCAAAAAGAAAUUAAACCCACGUGCAAAUGAGUCAACGGCUUCUCCAAUUUGCACAUCCGCCUUACCUCUACCACUCGACAUUCCAUUGAUGACCUCCGUCUUCAGCUUGACACCCAAUGUUUUAGCGUCGACAUCAUCGGUUUCCCCAAGGCUCACCCCAGAAACCCUAAGGUUUAAAGACAGGUUUUUGUCUUCCAAAACUCUCACUCAGAUAUGCCGACUUUAUUUUCUCAAUCAAAAAAGAGAAAAAUGUUGUCGGAUGUACAUUUGGAGAAGAUUGUGCACACAUUCCAUUGCAUCUGUAGAAGCCAUAUUGAGUGACCCUGCUCAAAUCUCUCUCCUCCGCUCUGCCAAUAUUAGUACCGAAAAACUUGCACGUGUGGCGGUUCGCAACGGGCUUUACAAAUAUGUCCGCCACAAAACCAUUGUUCUCAAUGAUAAGGUUAGGAAAUUUGUGAUUGCGGUGGAAGAUGAAGAUGAGAUGGUGGUGCAUGGUGGGCAAAUGAAAGCUCCAAAGGUGCUUGCUGAUAUUGUUGAAUCGGUUGUUGGUGCUGUUUAUGUAGAUUGUGGGUUCUGCUUGCAAAGCCUGUGGAUGAUAAUUAGAGAGCUACUUGAACCGAUGGUUAUGCUAGAUGUUCUCGAGAAACAGCCGCAGCCUAUUACCAUGCUAUACGAGGCAUGCCAAAAAGAGGGGAAAUUUGUUGACAUAAAGAAUUGGAAGAAAGGUGAGAGAAACAUUUCAAGUGUUUAUGUAGAUGGAAGAUUUAUUGCCUUUGGGUCUUCAGAGAAUAAAGAGAAUGCCAAGCUUCAUGCAGCUGAGGUUGCUGUAUCUAAGUUAACAAGGCUAAAAAACAUUGAUGCAAUAAGUAGCAUGAUGUAUCCUGGAGAUUGUUACAAGAGUGAAUGCAGCAGGGACAUGGAAAAUUCCAUUGCAGCUGUAGAAGCCAUAUUGAGGUACAAGUUCAAGAAGAAAAGUUUGUUGGAAGCAGCCCUAACUCAUUCUUCAUACACGGAGUCUCAAUCCUACCAACGUCUGGAAAUCCUCGGUGAUUCUGUUCUUGGACUCGCCAUCACUAAUUUUGUCUACUUGGCGUACCCUGAAAUUGACCCUGGUCAAAUCUCUCUCCUCCGCGCUGCCAAUAUUAGUACUGAAAAACUUGCACGCGUGGCGGUCCGCAACGGCCUUCACAAAUAUGUCCGCCACAAAACCAUCCUUCUCAAUGAUAAGGUUAGGGAAUUUGUGAUUGCGGUCGAAGAAGAAGAUGAGAUGGUGGUGCACGGGGGACAGAUGAAAGCUCCAAAGGUGCUUGCUGAUAUUGUUGAAUCGGUUGCUGGAGCUGUAUUUGAAGAUUGUGAUUUCAAUUUGCAAAUCCUGUGGGUGGUAAUUAGAGAGCUACUUGAGCCAAUGGUUAUGUUAAAUGUUCUUGAGAAACAGCCACAACCUAUUACCAUGCUAUAUGAGGCAUGCCAAAAAGAGGGGAAAAUUGUUGACAUAAAGAAUUGGAGGAAAGGUGAAAGAAACAUUGCAAGUGUUUAUGUAGAUGGAAAGUUUAUUGCCUCUAGCUCUUCAGAGAACAAAGAGAAUGCUAAGCUUCAUGCAGCUGAGGUUGCUCUAUCUAAGUUAACAAGGCUAAAAAGCACUGAAGCAAUAAGUCUACAAAUGAAAGAUGAUUCUGGUGAAGCCACUGAGAUUAAAGGUGCUAAACAAAAAAUACAUGAACUUUGUAACAGGAGAAGGUGGCCAAAAGCGACUUACAGAGUUGAGCAAGAAUCGGGUCCUGCACACAAUAAAAGAUAUAUAGCAUCCGUGCAAAUUGAACUUUCUGGUAAGAUAUUUUUCAUGAAGGGAGAAGAGAGGUCAAAAGUCAAGGAUGCCGAAAAUUCUGCAGCUUCAUCUAUGUUUUAUUCUUUGCGAGAAUUGGGAUAUUAAUGAAUGUCUGAAAACAAAAACUCACAUAUGCAUCUAACAUUUGCCGCAUCUGAUUGUCACAAGAGUAGCAAGU